AUGUCCCGCCAGAACAGCCAAAAGAUACAAAGACAGAAACUCCACCUGAAACUCACGCGCCUGCUUGUCACGGUCGCCAGGAGGCUACAGAUAACGGCGCCUGGACUUCAGUCGCCGUCGCCGCAGCAGCCCCACCGUGAGGCCCGCGGAGAGCGAGAGGAGGAGGCGGUGGAGGAAGGAAAGCCGCUCGAGCGGACUCACAGCUGUCCCGGGCUCCACCCGGUGGUCCCCACUACCCGGCGCGCGGCUCCCUGCUCACGCGGCCGCCGCCCCUCCGGGGACGGGCUAUUGUGUCGCAGCGCCCCCUGGCAGCUGGAAGCCGGAAAAGCUGGCGCCGCGGGCACCCGCCGGCUGGAGCAUGCGCAGACGGCGGGAGGGCGGCUUCCGGUGCGCGGGGUCGCCCAGGCCGAGGUCAAGGGCUCUGCGGCAGAAAUGGCGUCGCCGCUGGGCCCCGUGAGGCCGGAAGGAGCGGACCCAGACCUAGCAGGAGUAGAGAUCCAGUGGAGGCUGAGACUUCAUCACCACAGCUCAAGACCUUCAACUUGGAAGCAGUGUGCUCCUCUGAGGCCUCUUGAACCUCCUGCUUGGGGCUCUCUGACAGCAAUGGUGAGAAGGAUCGAGAUGAGGAAGAAGAUUCAUGCAAAGGAGGCUGAGAAGUGGGCACCAAAAAGCUACUGGAGCAGGGAAAUAUGAGAGAGGGGUGUCAUGAAAACCAAGGGAAAAGAAUGCCAGGAAGGAGGGAGACAUAACGCAAAAGGGCACCCAGAGGCCAGUUCCCACAAGACAAAAGAGCAAUUUUCAUAUCUUAGCGACCAAUGAGAACGAAGGCAGAAGGGAAGAAAAUAAGCCCAUAGUUUUAAAUGGAGCCUGUUUUAAGCUAACCCCAUUAGUCUGAUCUGAAUGCCCAGGUAUUAGUUCCAUGUCCUCUAAUUAGGGAAAACACAUAUUACUUGAGUAAAAGAAAAGCCAACGUCACAUGAAGUGAAAUAAAAAAGAAAUGUCAAGUUACAUCAAGUUGGUGAAAUAAAAAUUUAGGCAAUCUUAAAUUUACACCAAAGAGGAUAGGAGGGAAGAAGAAGUGGAUGAAUCACAGAAGAGGUUUUCAGAGCAGUGGUCUACACUGAACCCCAAGCUAACACCGGUGAAAAGGAAGGUAGUGAAAGGGACAGAAUUGAUUUAUUUUUCAUUUUAUCUUUCUAUUCUACCUGGUGCCAGAAAGAAAUUAUGGCAGCAUAAACUGUGUCUUUGGGCAAAUAUUCAACAAGUGUUCAUAGAGUAAAACCGAGAAAAGAUGAGCAGGAAGUGGAAUGAUAUUCUAAUCUGAAUUAGAUGAGGAAGAUAGCUCCCAAGGGUAGAUAGAGGGAGUAGAGAGGAAUUAAGGGUUAAAACCUAUAUGAGCUGAGGAGUGUUGGGGCCCCCUAUAUCUUUGGGGGCCUAAGUGGAACUGCCUCUUGCCUGGGGGUAGCUCUGGAGAGAUGGAAGUGUCUACCAGGGUCCCAGAGGUGCUCCACAGGGAUGCAAAGAGUGGCCCUCUUGAGUCUUUGCUCCUUGCCAGUUCUCAGUUAAAGGGUCCAAGGUAGAGUGGGUCUCCCAGACUCCUUCUGGCCAUGAGGGUUAAGGAGGCUGAGGCUUAAGGCAAACAGGGAAUGCUAGGGGUGGGAUGGGGGUGAUGGCAGAGCCCAGGAAGCUGAGCCUCCACUCCCCUCCACCAAGAGAUGAGCCUGGCUGGGGAGGUGAGGGGGUAAAGUCAGAUUGUGGGGUCACGGAUGGAGCAGGAGCAAGAAGCCAGAGAGGAGUUGAGGGGCUUUCUAGAAAGAAAAGCACUUCAAGACAGGUUCCAGGCAUGACAGCCCAGGGAAAGCUAUACUGGUUUCUCCCAGCACCUGGCUUCUGCCCCUCCCUCAGGGCCUCAGCCUGCACCCCUUUGUCGCUACUGAGCAGCCCAUCAACUGCUAGUGUAAUUAGAACCCCAGUAUCUCUCCUUGGACCCUCAACUUGUGCCAUUCCUGGUACAACACAGCCCAGAGUUCCGUAGGAUUCCCCGGAACCUGUGAUUCCUACCAGGCUUCUUGUCCCUGUCAAUCUUUACGUGAGUCUCCCUGGUCAUCGUGCCCUCAUCGGCUCUCCCCUUACCCACACAGCUCCGUACUUCUUCCCUGACACAGCUUCUCCCACUGCUGCAUACUCUGUCCUCUCAGCUCUGUGGAGUCCCUAUUUCUUGCAUGAUGAACUCCCUCAUGUCCUCAGGUCUGUGUAUUCAUUUCGUUCUCCACCCCCUGCCUUAAGUGCAAUCAUCACCACACCCCCAGCCACGUCCUGCUCAGAGAGAGGGACUCAUGCACCUACCAGAAACAUAGGGACCCUAAGGGUCUGACGUCACACAUAUCCUCUUUUAUCAGCCUCCAUUAUGAGAUCAGGAGAUGGGACAGGGCGGGUUCCUGAGGAGGUCCUUCUCCCCUCUCCCUCCCCCAUGAAUGCCCCCCACUCUGCUAAAAUGGUGUGUGGGGCUUCCUGGCUUUCUGAUCCCCAUGUCCCUUCACGUGUCCUGGCAACUAGAUUGCUUUUCAUCCCUCCCCAGCUACUCUCAAUUCUUGGGUUGGGGCGGGGUUGGCUUGGAGUCCUCGGGCUGCUGUGUCCUUUAGCAUGUAGCUUCAGGGCUUACAGAGUAAGGCUGAGUGCUGUCAGGAGCUGAGCCUCCUGGUGCUGGGCUCCCCUGAGUAGCUGCUCUCUCCUUUCCUUAUCUGGGGAGUGGGGAGAGGGCAGUGUCAGGCCACAGGAGAGAUUGCUGGUUGUGACCAGGAUGUUGUGUAGAAACAGCAGCAGCAGCAAUCUAACAAAUGCACCCAGAGGAGGGAGAGCUGCCACUCACCUGGGUGACCAGGAAUGGAGCCCCAGGAAUGCCCAUUUGGGGCUGUUACCUCAACGCCAGACUCUCCAUCUAUCAGACUCCUCUGAAUAUGUUAGAGAAGAAAGCACCGGGGCACUGUCAACUAGUAGAUGCCAUAGUUUGGCUCUGUGACCUAAGGGACAAGUCAGCUGUAGUAAGGGACUCUGUCCAUUUACCUUUGGGGAGUAUUGCAGCCCAUUUCUUCCUCCCUUUUCUUCCUCUGCAAAAUGAGGUUGAUAAAAACCCCACCUCAGAGUACAACACCCCCCCUUUAUAGCUUUUUACUAUAUUUCUCUUAUUCCUUUUUCCUUUACCUUUUCCUAAAAAUAGUACCACAGAGGCAUUAAAAUAGAUGCUGAUAUAUAUUUAUUGACAUAGAAUAAGCCCACAACAUAUAUUGUUUGGUGAAAAAAUACAGACUAUAGAACAGCACUUAUAUUUGAUCACUUUUAUCUAUACAUAUACCUGGGUAUGUAGAUAUAGGGAAAUAUCUAGAAGGACAUUCAUCAAAGGGUUGACAAUGGUUCUAUAAGGGUGGAGGGUUUGGGGUAAUUUGUACUUUUUGUACUUUUCUUUAUUGUUUGAAUGGUUAACAAUGAAUUAUGCCACUUUCACAAAGAGAA
Equus caballus (horse) is the source of this 3510-nucleotide messenger RNA. NCBI's taxonomy places the organism in Eukaryota, Metazoa, Chordata, Mammalia, Perissodactyla, Equidae. The record is from RefSeq and is a predicted model, not a curated record.